Amaranthus tricolor (Joseph's coat) is the source of this 3054-nucleotide messenger RNA. RefSeq names its product pentatricopeptide repeat-containing protein At5g48910. Gene Ontology annotation, biological process: RNA modification. The record is from RefSeq and is a predicted model, not a curated record. Gene Ontology annotation, molecular function: zinc ion binding; protein binding; RNA binding. NCBI's taxonomy places the organism in Eukaryota, Viridiplantae, Streptophyta, Magnoliopsida, Caryophyllales, Amaranthaceae. The coding region runs from base 236 to 2251 and encodes 671 amino acids. The transcript has a single exon.
AUUUCUUGUGAGAGUAGAUCCUACAAGUGACAAAUAAUUUAAUAUUUUACUUGAUAAGAUUUUGACGGUUUUACUUGACUUUGAUUAAUUGGAUUAAUUAUUAUAAGGUCUUACUCCUAAUCUUAUUCUAUUACAUACAUAUACUAUACUAGUACGCAACACGUCAAGACAGCUUCUUAUCCAUUUCUAGUUCAUAGGUUCCGAUGGAAAUAACCAUUGACGAAUUUUAGCUACUAUGAACACCACCACUUUCAACCCUCCUCCUACCUAUCCUUCUUCAACUCCACCAAAAUUCCCAGAAAUCUCAAACUGCAAAUCCAUCAACCAAUUGAAACAAAUUCAUGCCAGACUCAUAAAAACUGCUCAAAUUCAUGACCCUCUAAUAUCAGCAGAACUUCUCAGUUGCUCUGCUCUCACUCUUAAAAACCUCACCUAUGCUCGUCUUCUCUUCUACAACAUGAACCAACCAAACCGCUUCUCAUAUAACACCAUUAUUAGAGCUAUUACAGAAAUUGAAGAUGACCCAGUGGAAGCUUUUUCUGUUUUUACCCUUAUGUUUUAUGAUCAGUUUGUUUCUCCAAACAAGUUUACAUUCCCUUCUGUGCUUAAAGCUUGCGCAAAGUUGCAAAAUCUGAUUGCGGGUAAACAAAUUCAUGCUCUAAUUGUGAAAUAUGGUUUGGAAGAUGAUGGGUUUGUGGUUAGCAAUCUUUUGAGGAUGUAUGUUAUGUGUGGUGAAAUAGGUGAUGCUCAUUUACUGUUUUCUUUGAAGAUUUUGUAUGAUGAUGAUGAUGAUGAUGAUGAUGAUGAUGAUAAUAAUAAUAAUAAUAAUAAUAAUAAUAAUAAUAAUAAUAAUAAUAAUGAUGAUGAUGAUGAUGAUGAUGAUGAUGAUAAUGAUAAUGAUAGUAGGAUGAGACAAGAAGGUGAUGUAGUUUUAUGGAAUGUGAUGGUUGAUGGGUAUAUUAAGCUUGGGGAUUUUGGCGCUGCCCGCCAACUGUUUGAUAAAAUGCCUAGGAGAAGUAUAGUUUCAUGGAAUGGGAUGAUAGCUGGGUAUGCUCAAUGUGGUAGGUUUAAGGAAGCAAUUGAGGUUUUUAGAGAGAUGCAAAUGGUGGAUGAGAAUGUUAAACCUAAUUAUGUAACAUUGGUUAGUAUUCUGCCAGCAAUUUCUCAUUUGGGUGCACUUGAAUUAGGCAAGUGGAUUCAUUUGUAUGCUGAUAGAAAUGGUAUUGAGAUUGAUGAUGUGCUUGGCUCUGCUCUUAUUGAUAUGUAUGCCAAGUGUGGUAGUGUUGAUAAGGGACUCCAAAUCUUUGAGAGCCUUCCAAAAAAGAGUACUAUAACAUGGAAUGCUGUUAUAAAUGGGCUUGCUAUUCAUGGUCGUGCUACCGAAUCUAUACAGUAUUUCUAUAGGAUGCUAGAUUUGGGGAUUAAACCGACUGAUGUUACCUACAUCGGUGUUAUAACCGCUUGUAGCCAUGGCGGAAAAGUUAAGGAAGGAAAAAUGUUUUUCGAUCACAUGAUUCGGGUAUCCAGGUUGAAGCCUAGGAUUGAGCAUUAUGGUUGUAUGGUAGAUCUGUUGGGUCGUAAUGAAAAAUUACACGAAGCUGAGAAAUUUAUAAGUGAUAUGCCUAUGAAACCAGAUGCUGUCAUUUGGAAGGCCUUAUUAGGCGCUUGUAAGAUGCACGGGGACAUCGAAAUGGGAAGACGCGUAGCCAAACAUCUAAUGGAAAUUGUUCCGUCUGAUAGUGGAUCAUAUAUUGCUCUAUCAAAUUUGUAUGCAUCUUUAGGAGAUUGGGAUGGAGUUGCUCAGGUCAGGCUAUUGAUGAAGAACAGAAACAUAAGAAAAGAUCCCGGUUGUAGUUGGAUUGAGCUCAAUGGAGUCAUUCACGAGUUUUUCGUAGAAGAUGACUCGCACCCAUGUACUAAUGAGAUUCGUUUGAUGUUGAAGGAGAUUUCUAGCAGAUUGCAGUCGAUAGGUUACAAGCCAAAUACCACACAAGUUUUGCUUAAUGUGGAUGAAGAAGCAAAACAAAGUGCUUUAGUCCAUCAUAGUGAAAAGAUUGCUGUUGCAUAUGGGUUAAUCAGUACUAACUCUCGAACACCACUUCGGGUUGUUAAAAAUCUGCGAAUAUGCGAUGAUUGUCAUUCAUCGAUCAAACUUAUCUCCAAAUUGUAUAACCGAAGAAUUGUUGUAAGAGAUCGCAAGCGAUUUCAUCAUUUCGAGGAUGGGUUAUGUUCUUGUUGUGACUGCUGGUAAAUUUCUCAUGAUAUGAAUGAAGAUAGACAGUCUGAACCAAGUAAUAUUGGCUCACAUAUGGUCUUAAACUCGAGGGAUUUAAAUCCCAAAAGUGAGCUAACUUGGGAAAAAGUUUAGCUUUCACUCCAUUCCAAGGGUUUGAUCAAAUCCCUUUAGGCCAGUGUAAAAUGGUUCUAGGUGUCAUAUGUAAUGCUCCGGUUCCCUGUUUUGAGACAUGGAGCUAUAGCAAUGUAUAUCAUGUGGUAGUGGCAAGGCCGUUCCUGAUCCGAGGCAAGGUAUAUAUUUGUCUAGAGCACAAAGCUAGAAAGAGGCCCAAUACCUCAAUUCAUCAAUGUUGUCAUGUAGUACGUAGAAUACUGAAUGGUAACUUUGUUUUUGCCAAACACCCAUUAAUGCACGAAAUCAACCCUCUAUAGAAAGGGCUGAUUUUAUUUUGCCUAGGAUUCAUAAAACUUGCAAUGACUCUGUCUCAUAUGGGGUGCAGUUUCAUUCAUGUAACUCAGAUUUUUACCACUUAUGUAAAUAGAUGAGAUCCUUAUAGAUCAAACAAAGAGAUACUGAAUAAGAUGGAAGUAUAUAACAUAAUAUUUUCUUUUACAUUACACUAUAAGAAGGAUCUCAAAUACUCCUAGUACAAAACACAAUCUAAAUCGAACUCCUCUUCCAACCUAAAGAGGUAAUCAUCUUUGUGUUGCAAAUAGAUUUGUGUACAUUUUAUUCACUUGAACAAAAAUUGGCACUGAAAUUUGACAAGCAAAAGGUCUUCAAACUAGAAAUCCCACUACAUCUCAAAUAAAUUCUUU